Prorocentrum cordatum is the source of this 3348-nucleotide messenger RNA. The record is from the annotation of a GenBank genome assembly. NCBI's taxonomy places the organism in Eukaryota, Dinophyceae, Prorocentrales, Prorocentraceae.
UCGCGCGGCCCGCCUUUCGCCGGGGUGGCGAUGGCAGCUGCCGCUGCGAAGGACCUGCUGGAUGCGGCGCAGCGAUUCCGUCGGCUUCCAAACGUUGCCGACACGUUCCCUGCGAGCGCGGCUGCCGUGGACACGGUCAUCCGCGCGCUGGAUUCCGAGGGCGCGUCUGACCUGGCCCAGAGAGGGAAGAGGACAUUUGCAUUGACCCGCGAUGACCGGCAUCGGCUUGUCAAGAGAGUUCGGUACCAGAGCGUUCAACGGGCACUUUCCGAACGUCGGUAUCAGGAAGAACUUGCCGCCCAUUCUGGUGGUCUCAUCAAUUUCAUGUGGGUGGUCCGAGCAGCUUUUUCCCCUCCCAGCGUAUCCCUGCGCAGUGUCGCCCGCAUGUGUAGGGAUUUUAGCAUGGAUGGUAUCGCUUCUGUCAGCUACACUUCUGUCAGUCGCAUUCGCGAUGCGAUGGCAGAGAUCGUGAAGCAGAUGAAUAUGCAACAGGUCACGAAGGCAGCAUCGGCAACGCCCGCUGCAACCCUGUUCCUACCGCACGUGCACGACGAGGCUUCCAUGCGGAUCCGCUCCUACGUCAAGAGGGAGGACGACCGGUUUGUGUUCCAUGGCCCGCAGCUUGCAAGGAGCCGCAGCAGUAAAGUACAGAACAACGUCGUGAAGUGCAUCAUCGGGGAUGCGGAGAUCGACGUUUGGUGCGAGCUUCAGCCCCUUCUUCGGAAGGACGCGGCGACGAUCGCGCAUGCGCUGCGGUCGGUGGUGAUGCGAGUGGCGCGAGCGGCCCUGGAUGGACGCCCGCGCGGGAGCUCUCUCAGGAUCGUGCACAUGCUGACCGGCGAUUCCAUUUUCACCAAUGGCGCAGCAGCGAGAAGGUUGUACGCCAGCUUGUUGGCUGAAUGCAACAUCACCUACCGCCUCAUUGUCAUCCCUUGUGCAUCCCAUCUGGUCAACCUCGUCGUGGCCAUUGCGCUGUGUGGGAAGAUCCUCAAGGAUCCAAUUAACUCGAGCAUUUUGCUCGCAACUUGCUCGAGGUUGUUCAAACACCUCAUGAGCGACUAUAACGAGGAGUUCUGUCGAUCAUUCCGGGAGUUUGUGGCCGCAAAGUUGCAGAAGGCGCGCUUGGAUCCACCCGCCCAGGCUGCCCGCGACGAACGAGUGGGUCGUCUCGUUUCUCUCUACGGCGAUGAGGUAUUGCCGAAGGGCCUCUUGAAGUUCUACUGCUUAUCCCUGGAUAGGCCGACGUACUGUUGCUCAGACCCCGACGUUGUCGACAUCAGAGUAUUGAGAGGCGAGUUCUGGCAGGCCCUGCAGAAAAGGGUCCCGGUUGUCGAAGAGCAUCCAACUUUAAGCAGAUGUUGGACCUUUGGUUGGCGCGUGCAAACAUUACUCUUGAUUGAUAUGCUUAAUAUCCCUCCCGGGGCAUUCACGGUUCAGACUAUUCAGCCAAGAAAAGAGCAACGAAAACGCUUGGUUGCAGUCAAGGCUUUCUGGUCUCGGCCUGAGACGGCGGGUGAGUUGAGAAUCGCUGUGCUCUGUUUGCGCAUUAGUCUGUAUUGCCAGAACAUGGUAUCGCAGGAGAAGGGGGCCAAGACCUCAGUGCUGGUGUCCCUUUCGUCAGGCGCAAUUCAACAGAAAGCGGGGAAACUGCUGUCGGAUUUGCUUGGCCGCGUGGGGGGCGACCCCAAAUUGCUUGCCGCAGGGGCGUGCAUGUCGCUGUUAACCACUCAUGGGCACGUGUUGCUGCGUUUGGGGCAGUUCGGGAAGUACCCCUGCAAAUUAUGGCGUAUAUCUGCUGAGUACAACCCGAACGGGUGGCCUCAGGCGUGCGGCGACUUCCUCGAGGCGCCGGCCGAGGAACUUGACAUUGGAUACAGCUCUUGGCUGCAGAAAGAAGCGAAGAGCAGAGGGUCCGAGGCCGACGCCGUCACGUUUCUGAUGUCCGCGGCCGUGCAGGAGGAGGUGGCGACCAUUGCCCGCGCCAUGCUGAUGACCAGCCUGGGCGUUGAGCGCAAGCACGCAGCGGAUAAGAGAAACGAGCAGGUCAAGCAGCGCACGAACCCUCGCGCCGUGGCUCUGAGUUGGAACCCUGGCUUGGUGACUGCAGUGCCUUCUGAGAGCGGGAAGCGGCCGCCCGCGCUGUUCGUGGACGAGGAAGCGCUCGCGGCGUACAUGGCCGUGAACCGAGCGGCGCUGGAGGCAGAGGUGCAGCGGCGACGGCAGACCGCGCUUCGGCCAUUGAGCACCAACGGGCAGUUCCCUGCAUCAAACAGGGAGUGGUUGACCUGGCUGAAAGAGAACGAGGAAGCGUAUCGACGCUUCCAGACAACAGCGGGCUCCGCUCGCAGUUCGGCGAGCCAGAGAAUCGCGCCCGACAGGGAGUACCCUGCGUGCGCCAGGUUGCAGCCAGUCAGCGAUGAGCCCCCCGUGGCCUGGCGACAUCUGCUCAGCGCCUGGGCGCCCGGCUUCUUCUGUAUCCAGGCGGGCGCGACGAAAUGGGUAGUGUUCCACGUGUCCAGAGGAAAGCGCUCUCUGGUUCUACCCCUUCAUGCCGAGGGUCGAACUUGGGAGUUGGUCUUGACGACCAGCAUGUGCGACCAAUAUCUGGACGUGGACGAGUUCUGCGUGCGUUUCGGAGUGCCGUCAGCUGCCGUCGAUCUUGUGUCUGUAUACCGGCUUGAGCCUCGUUUGGAAUGCUCGUAUCCAGGCAAGAUGUUGAGCUUUCGGUUUCCGAUGGCUUACCUCGUGGAUGCGGACGAUCUCCCCCGGAAGGCCCGGCGCGAGUCCGACGCCGAGGCGUCCGACUCCGACGAGGGGCGGAGUCUGGCCGAGGGCGCUGACAUCGCGGAAGCCGCCGGGGGCGCCGCAGAGGAGGCAGAGGAGGCAGGGGGCGGCGAAGACGACGACGAGGCGCACGCGAAUGCUGAGAGGGAGCGGGUCGAGGGGCACCCGUUCGUGAUCUGGACCAAUGGGUUCUUCACUCUCAGCGACAAUCCAAAGUGGGGAGAUAUCAAGAUAAGAGCACUGCCCAGGUGGUGCGUCGAGGGGCUCAUGGGCGAAAAUAUACGAGGGGAUCCCACCAGACAGAUGUCCAAGGCCGUUACGCCAGCGCAUUUUCACGAGCCUCGAGACCGACCGUCGAGGUCGCGCGCAGUCUUGCGCGCCUGGGCGCUCUGGCGCGCCAGGCAGAGAGGAUUCGCAGAGGGUUCUGCGUAUCGUCGGCGCGUCUUCGACUUGGAGCUGGGGAAACUGCGCGAUGAGUUAGCCGCCUUGGGGCACGGCGGCCGCACUGGGGACGCAGACACUGACGCGUGGAUCGAGGCGUGGGCCCCCGAGGCCCUCGCUUGA